UAUUAUCUAUCUCCAACUCACUCAAAAUUUUAACCCACCAACAUGGACUCUGAGAAGCAGCAGCCACUUCUCUCCUCCGGUGACACAUGUCGGAAUGACUACACAAAUCUUAAACAGUUGCCGUUGACUUUAAACGGUGAUGUUGAAAUAAAGGGAGUUGGAGACUUUUGUAGGGAGUUUUAUGUGGAGUUCAAAAGGCUGUGGUAUUUAGCCGGACCGGUUAUCUUCACCUCACUUUGCCAGUACACCAUCGGCGCCACCACCCAACUCUUCGCCGGACAACUCGGAACCAUCCAACUUGCCGCCACCUCCGUCGAGAAUUCCAUCAUUGCCGGUUUCUCUUACUCCAUCUUGUAUGGGAUGGGGGGUGCUCUAGAGACACUAUGUGGCCAAGCUUACGGGCGCGGCAACAUCGAAAUGCUCGGAAUCUACCUCCAAAGAGCAUGGAUCCUUCUCAACACCGCCGCCGCAGUCUUAAUAUUCACCUACAUAUUCGGGGUCUCAAUCCUCCACCUACUCGGUCAAACAGCCACCAUAGCUACCGCGGCGGGAAGUUUCGCCAUACGGAUGAUACCGCAGUUAUUCGCAUAUGCAACCGUCAUUCCAAUAAUUAAAUUCUUACAAGCACAAAGCAUUAUUUUGCCUAUGGCGUUGAUUGCGGUGGUGGCAGCCGUGACCCAUGUGGUUUUGAGCUGGUUGUUCAUGAUGAAGCUCGGGUGGGGGCUUACCGGUGCAGCGAUGGUUCUUGAUGGCUCGUGGUGGUUCAUAACAUUGGCUCAUUUCGCGUAUGUUUUGAUGGGUUGGUGUGGACCAGCUUGGUCUGGUUUUUCGUGGAAAGCUUUUAAUAAUCUCACGGGGUUUCUUCAUGUUUCUUUUACCUCAGCGGUAAUGUUUUGCUUGGGGACUUGGUAUACAAUGUCGUUGGUUCUCUUCGCUGGCUACUUCGAGAAUCCAGAAAUCUCGGUUGAUGCAUUAUCUGUGUGUUUCAACAUAUUAGGAUGGGUGGGCACAGUUUCUACAGGACUAAAUGUAGCCGUAAGUGUAAGGGUGUCAAAUGAGCUCGGAUACGGAAGACCAAGAACCGCACAAUUGGCAGUGAUAGCCGUGGUCGUAACUUCACUACUAAUUGGACUGCUUUCGACAACAUUACUUCUAGUGUACAAGAAACAGUACCCAAUAUAUUUUACUACCAGUCAAGAAGUAAUACAACUCGUGGAAGAACUAACAUUGUUGCUUGGAGGUAGUACUAUUGUCACCAGUAUGCAAAAUGUGCUUUCGGGGGUGGCCAUUGGAGCAGGUUGGCAGACCUCGGUUGCUUAUUUGAAUAUUGUGUCGUAUAUCGGUCUUGGCAUACCGUUGGGACUUUUGCUCGGGUUUAAAUUCGAUAUGGGUGUCAAGGGAAUAUGGUACGGAAUGGUUUCGGGAGCAAGUACGCAAUGCUGUUUGUUGCUAAUGAUGGUUUGGAGAACAAACUGGAACAAUGAGGUGAACUUUGCGGAAGACCGAAUAAAACAAUGGGGCGGUACUGAUAUUCGAGGGAAAGCGGAUGACGAAGAAAGAACAAGUUAACAAAUUAAGGCUGGUCAAAGUUUAAUUCAUUUUUAAUAUUACCUUUGAUUUGCAGGCUUACUACACUUGGUUUUUUUAAAUGUAAUAAUCCUGUUUUUAAUAGCUUAUGGAGUGGUUACAACUUACAAUCCAACAUGGAAUUUGUCAUUUGUUUCAAAGGGAACCUAUGUAGACCAUCAGAAGAUCCAUUAAAGUGGAUUGGGCUUAAAAUCUGAAAAUAAAGAGACCAAUUGUUCUGUCAAA
This is a messenger RNA of Helianthus annuus (common sunflower), 1812 nucleotides long. Its product is annotated as protein DETOXIFICATION 29. Gene Ontology annotation, biological process: xenobiotic detoxification by transmembrane export across the plasma membrane. The record is from RefSeq and is a predicted model, not a curated record. Gene Ontology annotation, cellular component: vacuolar membrane. Gene Ontology annotation, molecular function: antiporter activity; xenobiotic transmembrane transporter activity. Lineage: Eukaryota; Viridiplantae; Streptophyta; Magnoliopsida; Asterales; Asteraceae. The transcript has 9 exons. The coding region runs from base 43 to 1569 and encodes 508 amino acids.